Messenger RNA from Vicia villosa (hairy vetch), 807 nucleotides. RefSeq lists its product as uncharacterized. The record is from RefSeq and is a predicted model, not a curated record. Gene Ontology annotation, biological process: glucan catabolic process. Lineage: Eukaryota; Viridiplantae; Streptophyta; Magnoliopsida; Fabales; Fabaceae. Bases 1 to 807 code for a protein of 268 amino acids. The transcript is spliced from 3 exons. Gene Ontology annotation, molecular function: beta-glucosidase activity.
AUGGCAGUGGAGGAGCCAGCUCCCGGCCAGAAGAAUGAUUUGCUUGUUUUAUGUUUAAUUCGUGUAGAAAAACCAUUGGCUGAUUACAGUCUUGCCGACUAUCUCGGAAGCCAGGAGCAUAGAGAGUUGGCUAGAGAAGCUGUGAGGAAAUCAUUGGUACUAUUAAAGAACGGUGAAAGCGUUGAUAAGCCGUUGCUUCCUCUUCCUAAAAAGGCUUCAAAAAUACUUGUUUCCGGAAUUCAUGCUGAUAAUCUAGGCUAUAAAUGUGGUGGAUGGACGAUUCAAUGGCAAGGGCUUAGCGGCAACAACAUUACUAGUGGUACGACAAUUCUGAGUGCGAUAAAAAAUACAGUUGACAAAGACACUAAGAUAGUCUAUCAGGAGAAUCCAUCUCUCGAAUAUGUAAAAUCAAAUGAUUUUUCAUAUGCAAUUGUGGUAGUCGGAGAAAUACCAUAUGCGGAAACAAAUGGCGACAGUUUAAACUUAACCAUCUCAGGUAAUGGGGCAGAAACAAUAAACAAUGUAUGCAGCGGAGUGAGAUGUGUGGUUGUGUUAAUAACUAGUAGACCUGUGGUUAUGUUACCAUAUAUUGACAUAAUCGAAGGACUUGUUGCGGCAUGGCUUCCUGGUAGUGAGGGUUACGGUGUUACAGAUGUUUUGUUUGGUGAUUAUGGAUUUAGUGGUAAAUUUCCAAGGACAUGGUUUAAGAGUGUUGAUCAAUUACCUAUGAAUGUUGGUGAUUCUCAUUAUGAUCCUUUGUUUCCAUUUGGAUUUGGUCUUACUACUCAAGGUCUUAAGAAUACUUAG